Messenger RNA from Rhodotorula graminis WP1, 864 nucleotides. RefSeq lists its product as uncharacterized. The record is from RefSeq and is a predicted model, not a curated record. The annotation marks the transcript as partial. Gene Ontology annotation, molecular function: phosphatidylserine decarboxylase activity. NCBI's taxonomy places the organism in Eukaryota, Fungi, Basidiomycota, Microbotryomycetes, Sporidiobolales, Sporidiobolaceae. Gene Ontology annotation, biological process: phospholipid biosynthetic process. The transcript is spliced from 8 exons.
CGCAGUACUGACGACACGCAUCUACAGCACAUGCCCUUGUCGACGAGGAUCGGCAUGCGGCUGCUUUUCCACGGCCUCGACCACGGGCGGUUCGUCAACUCGCGUCGGACCGAGCAGGUGCGUCGUCCCUCUCUCACGAGUCGAGCAGGGCGCAAGUUCGACGACCCGACACACGCCUGCGAGCGCAUCACGGCCUUCAUCCGCACCUACAACAUCGACUGCACGCAGCUGCGCGAACCCGACCUGCGCAACUACCCAACGAUGAACUCGUUCUUCACUCGCCGUCUCGAACGAGGCGCUCGGCCACCUGCCUCGCCUCGCGACCCGACCGUCGUCUCGUCCGCCGCCGACUGCCGCCUCACCGUCUUCUCGAGCGUCGCCGACGCCAAGCGCUUCUGGAUCAAGGGCAAGCACUUUACGCUCCCGGCGCUCCUGCAAGAUUCCGCACUCGCCGGGCAGCUGCACAACGGCGCCGUCGCCAUCUUUCGCCUCGCCGUCGAGGACUACCACCGGUUCCACAUGCCCGUCGACGCCGUCGUCGGCGAGUCGAGGAGUAUCUCGGGAACUUACUUUACGGUCAACUCGAUGGUCGUACGCGACAAGCACUUUGACGUCUUCACGGAGAACAAGCGCGACGUGACGACCCUGCACGCCCGGCACCCGCUCACGGGCGCAGCGCUCCCUGUCGCCUACGUUCAGGUCGGCGCGCUCCUCGUCGCGUCGAUCCGGCGCACGGCCCGCGAGGGCAAGACGCUCCAACGCUCGAACGAGCUGGGCUACUUUGCAUACGGCGGCAGCACGGUCGUGUGCGUGUUCCCGCAGGGCAGCGUCGAGUGGGACGAGGACCUCGUGCGCAACUCGGAG